This is a messenger RNA of Boleophthalmus pectinirostris (great blue-spotted mudskipper), 3615 nucleotides long. Its product is annotated as zinc finger protein OZF-like. NCBI's taxonomy places the organism in Eukaryota, Metazoa, Chordata, Actinopteri, Gobiiformes, Gobiidae. The transcript has a single exon. The record is from RefSeq and is a predicted model, not a curated record. Bases 85 to 1524 code for a protein of 479 amino acids.
GUUAGCAGCGGAGGCUAAAGCGAGACCCCCGAACUGCCCCGAAUCUGCCUAAAAAAAAUAAAAUAAAAAAAAAUAAAAAUAAAAAUGAUGCCUAACAACCAAAGACUGGACGUGCUGGUGGGGGAGCGCCUCGCCUUGGCCGCGCAGGAGAUCUUUUCGCUUUUCGACGCCGCGGUGCUGGAGUACAAGAACGAGAUCAUCCGCCUGGGGAAGGAGACGGAGCGGCAGCAGCGGCUCCUCAACGCGGCGUACAACCCUCGCGUCGUCCUGGAGCCCGCGCGGAUCGACCUGGUGAGCCCCGCGCCGACGCCGUGCGCGAAAGUCAAGGAGGAACCCGUGGAGAUCGUGCACAUCAAAGAGGAGUACGAGGCGGUGUGCGUGGACCAGGAGAACGCGCUGGAAUUCGGGUUGGGAAUUUUCGGGAACGAGCAGGACGCGGGGCCACUGCAGGACAAAGAAGAGGAGGAAGCGGCGGCGGCGGCGACGAGCGUCUCACCUGCGCAUCCCCAGGGCCUGAUCCCGACGCGAGACACCGACGACGACGAGUGGGCGCCGUGCUCCAGCAAAGUUACGCAAAAAAGGCAGAGGAGCCGACGCGUUUUCAAGGAAGAACCUAUCAUGAUUCAGCUCAACAACAACAGCGCUGCGAGCGACGUGUGCGACGACGCCAGUAACAUCAAACUGGAAACUUGCGAGUGCGGGAAGGUCUUCGUGAGUAAGGAGGAUUUGUUCAAACACGUGGAGACUCAUGUCAAAGAGAGACCUUACGCGUGUUCGAUUUGCGGGAAACGGUUCACGGUGAAGAAGAACAUGGAAAUCCACAUGCGGAUUCACACGGGAGAGCGACUUUAUGCGUGUACCGUGUGCGACAAGCGGUUCGUCCAAGCCUCAACGCUCAAUUCGCACAUGAGGACGCACACGCGGGACAGCGCCUUCAGUCGGCCCGGCGGGAGUAAACCCCGGGCGAUGGACACGGCCGCAGCGAAGCCGUUCAAGUGCCCCGUUUGCCAAAAAAGUUUCAAACUGAAAGCGUACUUGCAAGCGCACAUCAUGGUACACGUCGCGGACAGACCGUUCAGCUGUCCGGAGUGUCCGAAGACGUUCCGACGGAAAGUUUAUCUCAAAAACCACAUGGCGAUCCACAGCAAGGAGAAGAUCUUCAACUGCAAAGAAUGUACGUCGAGUUUCCCGGACUUCGAGAGCCUGAUGCGGCACAAAAAAAUGGCGCACAUCGCGGUCAGGCCUUUCGGCUGUUCGAAGUGCAACCGGAAGUUUAAGGACGAGGCGUCGCAGCAGCUGCACAUGGCGGUGCACACGGGCGACAAACCGUUCAGGUGUCCGGUGUGUCACACGGGGUUCACGCUCAAGUCGAACCUUUGCACGCACAUGAAAAAACACAAAAAACGCAAAGACGUGGCGUCGUUUUACUGCGCCGCCUGCAGCAUCCACUUCCUGUCCAAGGCGAACUUCCUCAACCACAAAGCGACGGUGUGCAAAGACGGAGCGACUAUCGAUUUAACGUAGGCCUGUCACGAUAACGACGCAGUCUGAAGUGCGAUUUUUAUGAAGUAAACACGGACGAUAAAUGAAAAUAUUAAAGCGAACGACACAAUAAAAACAGAAUAAAACCACGGAAACGAUUCAAAUGUAAAAUACUGUUAAAAAGUCAAAAGGUGUAAUAACGAAACAUGAAUGAACAAAAUCAGUGUGUCGUUCGGUCAUUAGUUUUUCAAAAUAAAACCAAAAAAUAAGAAAAUGGAAAAUAAUAAUAAUAAAAAAUCUUCAUUAUUUGUCUCCAAAAUCAAAAUGAAAAAACAGAUAAAGAUUCAUUUUUUCAGUUUUCGAGUUUGUGUUUAAAUGAAAAGUGGAAAAAAACAAAUAACGACCUGAAUCAGGACUAAACCAGGACUAAACUAGAACUAAACCAGGAUUUAACCAGGUUUAAACAAGGUCUAAACCAGAACUGGACAAGGACUUAACCAGGUCUAAACCAGGUCUGAACCAGGUCUAAACCAGGUUUAAACCAGGUCUAAACCAGGUCAGUCCAGGUCUCAGUCCUAAACACAAAUCACACAAAUAAAAAAAAAAAAAAAAGAAUCAUCUAUUUUUUCAUUUUGGUUUUGGAGACAAAUAAUGAAGAAAAUUGUUUUUUUUUGGUUUUGUUUUGUUUUCUUAUUUUUAGUUUUAUAUUGAAAAACAAACGAACGACACAUGGAUUAAACACUUUAGUAUUUAGUUUGCAUCUGUAAUGAGUCAUAAAAGUCAUUAAUUCAACUUUACGUAAUCAAAAAAGUAACUAAAAAUCUCCCUGAGUGUGCAAAGAAAAAAGUACAGAUGGUAAAUAUUGACCCCCAGAAAUACUGCUGUGACGCUAACUGGAGGCACUGCUCUGUCUGAAGCUCUGUCACUCAAAUUAAACUUUAAUUUACUUUUAUUUUAACACAAUUUAACCAGAAAAACUGUUUUAACUUGAACUACAACAGGAACAACAUUACAACAUUACAACAUUACAGUCACCGGCUUUGACAAACUUUAUUGAUCCGCAAACGAGAUUAUUUUGUCACUCUGACCUUUUUGUCGAAAAUCAAACACCUAAACAGGACCAUGAACGCUCGCAUUGACCCCAAGCGCCUAAAAAUGUGCUGCUUAAAUUUAUUUUCAAUUUUUUCUCAAGUUUUCAGACAAUUUUAAACUUUUUUUUUUUUUGCAGUGUUUGCUGAGUGUUUUUUUUUUUUUUUUCCCCUUGAGUUUCCAGAUUGGCAAACGGAGCCGAAAAAGUUUAAAAAUAACGUUUGCGUUGUGUUGCUGUGGUAGCUGCUGAACAUUUCGCCAUAGACACACAUGUAGGACAUCCCCGGUAUGACGUCACUGCACAGAAUCAGUUUUCUCUUGAUACUUGGUUUAAAUCCAUUGUGCAUUUUUUAUUGAGUUUCCAAAUUCGUAAUCAGAGACGACGUAUGCAUUGUACCACGAUAGCUGCUCAACAUUUUUCCAUAGACACGCGUGUAGGACACCCCCGACCGUGACGUCACUGCAAAGCGUCAGUUCUCUCUUCAUACUUGGUUUAAAUCCAUUUUGCAUUUUUCCUUGACUUUCCAGAUGAAUAAACAGAGCCAAUUUUUUUUUUUUUUCCACAUUUGCAUUGUGUUGCCAUGGCAGCUGCUGAACUUUUUUCCAUAGACACGCAUGUAGAGCGUCAGUUCUCUCUCGAUACUGGGUUUAAAUCCAUUUUGCAGUUUUUCUUGACUUUCCAGAUGAGUAAACCGAGCCAAAUUCUUUUUUUUAACAUUUGCAUUGUGUUGCCAUGGCAGCUGCUGAACUUUUUUCCAUAGACACGCAUGCAGGACACCCCCCACCGUGACGUCACUGCAAAGCGAGUUUUCUCUUGAUACUUGGAUUAAAUCAAUUUUGCUUUUUUUUUCUCUCUCUUGAGUUUCCAGAUUAGCAAACAGAGCUGAAAAAAGUUUUAAAAUAAUGUUUGCAUCGUGUCGCCGUGGUAGCUGCUGAACAUUUCUCCAUAGACAUGCAUGUAGGAUGUCACUCCAAAGCGUCAGUUCUCUCUUGAUACUUGGGUUUAAUCCAUUUUGCAUUUUUUAGUUUAGUUUUCAGAUUACU